GGAUGAGGGUGAACAUCUACUGCUGCCUGAUAGCCUGGGCUCUGAGCUCUAAUGUCACAGCAGGUUUAACCCGUAAAGUAUUUAAGGAGAAGGAGAAUGCCAUCCUGCCCUGUCCUCACUCUGUGAAGGGUAAAGUGCUGUGGAGCAGGGAGAGUGAAGGAAGGAAAGUUGACAUACUUACAGCUGAUUGUGACGGAAACGAAAAACACAUCAAUGAUUCAGGCAGACGAUACAGUUCACAGGCAGAUAUGUCACUGAUCAUUCUCAAAGCUUCAGUCUCAGACUCAGGGAGAUACCUCUGUAACAAUGAAGCAGCUGUGGAGCUGACAGUGAUCCCAUCAGGAACAAUGAUACACAGUGUUGAAGAGAGGAGCAACAUCACUGUGAAAUGUUCUCAUGAUGUUGGAGAAUCAGGUGUUCGGAAAUGGAGCAAAGACAAUGCUGAAAUACAACAAGGAAGUAUUCAUGUUUCCACUGAGAACCAAACAUUGAUCAUAAUAGCAGCUGAGCUUGCUGACACUGGCCUGUACUACUGUGAUGGAAAACCAGCCGCUUAUCUGAAUGUGACCAAAGGAGGGAGAUCUGACAGAGAAAGGGAAACACAAAACCACACAUCACCUCCACCCCCACCCCCAACCAAGCAAACAACAACACCACAAACAACAGCUGCAGUAGAAAGUCCAGCUUCUGCUUCCCUGUGGCACAUACCUGUCCGUACAGUGAUUGGACUGCUCUGCUUAAUCAUCAUGAUCAGCAUCACUGUUGUUACCUGGAGAAAAGCUCUACAGAUACAGAAACAGAAGCAAAGUGCAGCAGAAGCAGGAAAUGAUCUCUGAUCCUCCAUCACACAGAAACAAGAGCAGUAACAGCUGGACUGGGAUCAGCAUUCAUCAUCAUCCAGUUACAGAGCAAACAGUCACGCAGCUGACCAUAACUGUGUUGUUCAUGACUCAUAUUGUAUAUCUGCAUCACGUGAUUUAUUUGAUAAAGGCUUCUGUGCUACUUUGGGUGACUGUCAAAUGCUGCUGUGUUGGGCUCAUUAGUCUGUUAAGUUUAUUUUAUCUUGCCCUGGAUG
Molecule: messenger RNA, 1075 nt
Organism: Archocentrus centrarchus (flier cichlid)
Lineage: Eukaryota; Metazoa; Chordata; Actinopteri; Cichliformes; Cichlidae
Exons: 6
Coding region: 3-836 (277 amino acids)
Biological process (GO): response to bacterium
Source: RefSeq, a predicted model, not a curated record